Molecule: messenger RNA, 1666 nt
Organism: Paramisgurnus dabryanus
Lineage: Eukaryota; Metazoa; Chordata; Actinopteri; Cypriniformes; Cobitidae
Product: chemerin-like receptor 1
Biological process (GO): inflammatory response; phospholipase C-activating G protein-coupled receptor signaling pathway; positive regulation of cytosolic calcium ion concentration
Cellular component (GO): plasma membrane
Molecular function (GO): G protein-coupled receptor activity; complement receptor activity
Source: RefSeq, a predicted model, not a curated record
GUCACUACUAAGAACGUUCAAAAGGAAUAUUAGGGGAUUCAUAGACUUGGCACUUGUCUAAAAGAUUGCAGUGUAAUAAGUUUCACCGAAACUGGGGGAAGCCUUUUUCUCAGGGUUUGCUGCAGACUGAGUGUACUUUUGUUAGUUGCAAACUUUGUGCAUUUAUUUUGUUUAUAACACAAGUGGAUAAAUCUAAUUCCACAGCAUAAGGACAGUCUACAGAAGGAUUCUUCUACGAAUUUUGUAACAUUCCCGUCCAUUCAGUUUUUACAAAAUGUUUACUCCAAGCUAUGGAGACAUCAUGAAUUCAACUCUAGAAGUGACAGAUGAUCCUGAAUACUCAAGCAGCGAAGGCUAUGGAGACUAUGACUAUGACACUGAAAGCUAUACCAGCUUGUCAGGACCACACUGCAGGGAAACAAUAUGUGUAAUCAUGGUUAUUUUAAAAGUGAUUAUUUUCCUGCUUGGUAUCGUUGGAAAUGGAGCAGUGAUCUGGAUUGCAGGUUUUAAGAUGAAGAAGUCAGUUAACACCACCUGGUACCUGAGCCUGGCUUUAUCUGAUUUCAUUUUCUGCAGUACCCUCCCUAUAACCAUUGUCCAUACAGUUACAGACAAGUGGUCAUUUGGUCUCUUCAUGUGCAAGUUCACAUCAUUUGUAAUGUUCCUCAACAUGUACAGCAGCAUCUUCAUUCUCGUCAUUAUAAGUGUGGACCGCUGUUUGACCGUCAAGUUUCCUGUAUGGGCCCAAAAUCAUCGCUCUGUAGUCAAGGCUUCGGUUGUAGUUGCAGUGACUUGGCUCAUGUCGGUUUUGCUUAGUAUACCACCACUGAAAUUCAGAGAAAUUGCUAUUGAGGAAACAUCUAUGAUAUGUUACAACAAAUACGAGGGAGAUCACAAUCACCAAACUGUCGUUUUCCUUCGAUUUUCUUUGGCGUUUUUAAUCCCAUUGCUCAGUAUUUGUUUCUGCUACUUCACCCUGAUCUGUAAACUUAGUGCAAACCAAAUAUCCAAAUCCAACAAGCCCUACAAGAUCAUGACACUUUUGAUUGUGACUUUUUUCCUCUGCUGGAUGCCAUUUCAUAUUGUUGCUAUGAUAGAGUUUGGUGCAUCUAAUGGUAGCGCAGACUUUUGUUCAGCCAUUUACUCAGCCCAAAGAAUAACCGUUACUCUUGCCAUCUCAAACAGCUGUCUAAACCCAUUCCUAUAUGCUUUUAUAGGCAAGGAUGUAAAGAGAUGGUAUUCGUUUGUGUCAAAGAUUGAAAAGGCCUUUGGGGCGACACAGUAGCUCACUGUUGCCUAACAGCAAAAAGUCCCUGGUUUGAGCCCUGGCUAGAUCAGGUGGCCUUUCUGUGUGGUUUGAAACUAAGGCUUAAUCCUGGUUUAAGCUAAUCCCUGUCCAGGAAACCACCCCAUGUGUUAAAUGACACAUAAUACAUUAAAAGCAUAACACAAAAAAAUUUGUAACAAAUAAACACAUCUUUUCUUAGUCACAAACCUAUCAUCUCACCCACAAACAAGUAAAUAGAAUAGGUGUUAGGGCAUUAGGUAAUUCAGAAUUUAUUAGCUUUAAAUCAGUAUUUCUUAAUCUUUCUGACACUUUCACUUUGGUUUUUUCAAACAUGUACAUCUGUAUCUCCAUUUUAUUUCUUUUGCAGUUCUGAUUUUA